Messenger RNA from Saxophila tyrrhenica, 366 nucleotides. RefSeq lists its product as uncharacterized. Bases 1 to 366 code for a protein of 121 amino acids. The record is from RefSeq and is a predicted model, not a curated record. NCBI's taxonomy places the organism in Eukaryota, Fungi, Ascomycota, Dothideomycetes, Mycosphaerellales, Extremaceae. The transcript has 2 exons.
AUGGUGGUGCGCCGCGCAGAUGGGCUGGGACGAGAUGAAUACCACAACCGACCAAUGCCCCGCAACCAAGAAGGCGAAUUUGCCAUCAUUGCGCCAAUGGUGGCUCUAUCCCAGACAAUACGUAGCGUUUCCCUCCUGUACAAUGCCAAGCCUCCCGGUCAUCCCGAAGAUCUCGCCUAUGUCGACCAGCUCGACGGAGACCUGGAUGCGUGGCUGCGAGAGCUACCAGAACAGAUCAGGCCCGGAGCGGGCGUGUCUCGACCACUCAGUGCUCUGCGAGAACCAGAAUGGUGUCGGCGGCAGAGGCUCGUAUUGGAAAUUCGCAAGUUCAACCACUCAAUCCCCAAUGGAGGUAUCGGGCACUAA